AUGAUUAUAAAAACGACAUGUCCGAAUUUCCAAGGAAAAUAUUUUGAAAUUCUUGAUUACAAAAAUGAACUGACAGUUUUCAUUUGGGAAAAUGAUGAUUUUAUUUAUUUUCCUUUAUCAUCUUUAACUUCGACAUCAACAACAGCUUCAACUUCAACGUCAGCAGCGACUCCAGCAGAUAAAAAUUCAAAUUCAAAUUACAAAAUAAUAAGGGCGCCAAAUGAAAUUAAAAAAAUAGAAAGUUUUAACGGAAGAAUAUUUAUUAUUUGUAGGCCUCGAGGUAUUUAUAAAUUUGUAAAUAAUAAUAGUAAUAUAUUUGCAUCGUUAAGUACAACAGCACUCGAUAUUACGACAGAAUUUUAUAAAAUAUUAAUUAUUAAAAAUAAUUACUUAUAUUUGCAAGACAAACAACAAAAAUAUUCAACUGAAUUAUUUUAUUUAAAUAAUAAUAAAAAUAAUAUCGAUUCAUUUGAUACAACAAUCGAUAUAUCGAAUUCUACUAUCGAUACAUCAAAAUUAUCAACAAUCAAUACAUCGAAACCAUCAAUAUUCGAUACAUCGAAAUCGAAGAUCGAUUUGUCGCAAUCCCAGAAAAAAAAUUUUUCAAAAAUUCAAAAUUCAAAUUUACCAAAAAUCGAUAUAUCGAAAUCGCAAAAUAUCGAUUUAUCGAAAUCACAAGGAAACGAUCCAUCGAGUUCACAAUUAAUCGAUCAAUCGACUCAACAAAUAAUUAAUAUAUCGAAUUUAUCAACAAUCGAUAUAAAUUGUAUAAAAAUCGAUUCAAAUGAAAUAACAAAUAAUUUAAAAAAUAUUUUUGAUGAUAAUGAAAUUUGUUUAAUUACUUUUAAUAAUUUAUUAUUUAAAUUAAUAAAUAAUAAAACGCAAUUAAUUUUUACAUCUAAUUACUCAUUAACUGAUUUUAUUUUAAUUAAAAAUAAUAAUAAUAAAAUAAAUAAUUUAUUAUUAAAAACAACAAAUAAAAAAUUGCUGAUUUUAAUUACCGGUAAUUAUAUUUUUAAAAAAAUUUUUUUUAAUUACGAUGUUAAUAAUUGCGCGGGUUUUAUCGACGGUAAUGAGGAUUUUAUAAAUUUGGUUAUUGGUAGUGACAAAAUAUAUUUUGUUACUUUAAAAAUAAGUACCGGUGUAAUUAAUUACGUGAGUUGCAUUAAUGAUCAAUUAAACGACGUUAAAAUAUAUGACAAUAAAAUUUAUGGUCUCAAAAGCGCAGGUGAAUUGGCGGUAAUUGAAACAGAAUUUAAAUUUAAAUUUGAAAAAAUGGCGGGAAAUUCAGAAGAUGAAUUUUUUGAAUUAAGAGCGAGUAUGUGCAGUGGAACGACAGUUAUUGUUGAUAAUAUUUGUGAUUUAUCGAAGCAAUUGAAGGAACAUAAUGAUAAGUUAUUAAUAGAACAGGAUAAAUUGAAGAGAAUAAAUAUUUAUGCGCACAAAAGUAAAUUGGUGGGAGUGAAAAAAAUUUGGGUUGAAAGAACAAGUUGUUGUAUUUUUUUGAAAGCUUGUUUUGAGUGCGCGUUACCUAGAGAUUGUUGGAUUCAUGUCGCUGUUGAUUGUAAGGGCCAGGAAUUUUUUAGUAUGCAAAUCAUUGAGGAUGGAGAAGUUGGAGCUGAAAUUCCGCUGCCAGUUGAUUAUUUCGAUGCGACUGCGGACAUUACUGUGGAUUUGGUUACACUCGUUGAAGAAAAUGAUCCCUGGUUUAUAGUCAAGAAUUGUGUGAAGAAAACAAGUGCGAAAGAAAAAGAAAAUAUCAAGGGAUUAAUGGAGAAAAAAAAAAAUUUUUUAAACACCAAAUUGGGAACCUUAAGAAGUUUUCGAGAUGAAGAUAAAAAUUUUAAUAAAAUCUGCGGUGUUAAGAAGAGUUUGAGACGUGAAAUUAAAGAUUUUUGAUUUCGGAGCUGGAGAAAAGGUGAUUUAUUUUUUUGUGUUGAGGUUUUGGGUUUGAAAGAAGCUGAUAUUUUUUACGGUUGUGCGAUGACGAGUUGAUUGAGUACUCACAUGGAUAUAUUUCGAGUCGAUAAAAUUUUUGAAUAAAUUUUUGAUUUUGAAACAUAGUGAUGUGGGUACUCUUUCUACAGGAAAUUGUCCCAGUUAUUCGAAUGUAGCAUCAAAAUUAAAAAAAAAUUGACUAAUAAAAAGAAAUAUAUGAAAAUCAAAAAUUUAGAUAUAAUACUAUAAUUAUUUUUUUGCAGUUAAUUAUAAUUAAGAGUAAAAAUAUUUAGAUUGUAAAAUUUUUAUAAAAAAUAAAUAAAUAUAUAUAAAGUUUCCAAUUUUUUUUUAUAUAAAAUUAAACAGCAGACUCGAGUUUCUGAUACGAUUCUGUGUUGAUUGAAUACCCACAUCGAUAUAUUAGAAUAAAUAUGAAUUUUCAAAAAAACAAAAUCAAAAAUUGUUAUUAUAAAUUUUGGAUUCUAAAAAGUAGUGAUGUGGGUAUUCAUUCUACAGGGACAUGAAUCAGCUGUAAUAUUUAUAUACUCAUAAUUUUAAAAAUGGAUUCCAAAAAAU
Molecule: messenger RNA, 2514 nt
Organism: Microplitis mediator
Lineage: Eukaryota; Metazoa; Arthropoda; Insecta; Hymenoptera; Braconidae
Exons: 1
Coding region: 1-1899 (632 amino acids)
Source: RefSeq, a predicted model, not a curated record